AUGAAGAUUUUUACAGCAUUAACUCUCUUGGUGGCAGCUAUCUCGUUAACCGCCGAUGCAGCACCGACCUCGAAAUCACCCGUAGUCUCAAUCGAAUUGGCGAAAGAUGAUUUACCCGAUUAUUUUACUUGGCUUGAAAAGUCGAAAAUUAAUAUAAACCGUGCACUAUUGAAAUAUAGGAAGAAUAUUCGAAAAGCCUUUAGUGAGGGUUUAGUUGGUCAAGAUGCCAUCGAAAAAUUAGAAGCUGCUUCCACUCCAAUGUUUGGUGAUUCCUCUCCGAAAACUUUCCUCAUUGAUGUUAACUAUAAGAAAGGAAAAACUAAUAGUACCAGCGAUACUGGAUCCAAAAAAAGCAAAGGAAAAAAGGGAAAACCCAUCAACAAUCCUCUUCAAGAUGAAGGAAUGGAUAUUGGUUAUCACGGACCAAUUAAAAUAGGAGGACAAACAUUCAAUGUAAUUUUCGAUACUGGUUCAUCUGAUAUUUGGGUGCCAGCACAAGAAUGUCCUGAUGCAGCUUGCAAAUCCCAUAAAGCUUUUAACCCAAAAAAAAGCAAAGGAUUCAAAACCGAUAAUAAGCCAUUUGACAUUCAAUACGGUACUGGUGCAGUUUCUGGCGUUAUUGCAGUAGAUGACAUUUCAAUUGCUGGUGCUAAGGCAAAAGGUCAAAUUUUCGGACUAUCAACAAAAAUGUCUGACUUUUUUACAAAUGCAAAAUUCGAUGGAAUACUCGGAAUGGGACUUGAUAAAUUGAGCUCACAAAACGCAAAAACACCUUUCACUCAGCUUGUUGAACAAAAAGCCGUUAAAGAUCCAGUUUUUGGUUUCUUCCUUGGGCGUCAAAAAGAUGGCAGAGGAAAUAAAAGUCAAUUAACUCUUGGUGGUGUUGACUCCACAAAAUUCACUGGUCAACUCAAGUAUAAUAAACUCGUGGGUAAAAAUGGUUACUGGGAAAUUGCUUUAGGCGAUGCUAGCGUUAACGGUAAGCCUCUUGGAUUCAGCAAAAAGACUGCCAUCAUUGAUACUGGCACGACCCUUCUCAUCGUCCCUCCCGCUGACGCUGCUGCUAUCCACAAAGCAAUUAAAGGCUCCGUUAAUCAACAAGGUGAAUACUUUGUCCCAUGCAACACUAAGGCUGUCGUUUCUCUCACUUUCGGUGGAGUUACCUAUAAAAUUUCACCAAAAGAUCUUGCUCGUGAAAGAACUAACCAACAUAAUCUGUGUGUUUCUGGUAUUGCUGGCGAUAAUAUCGGUGGACCUAACCAAUGGUUAGUCGGUGAUACUUUCCUCAAGAACGUGUAUAGUGCCUACGAUAUUAAAAAGCUUGCCGUUGGAUUUGCACCAAUUAAAUAA
Messenger RNA from Ambispora gerdemannii, 1350 nucleotides. Lineage: Eukaryota; Fungi; Glomeromycota; Glomeromycetes; Archaeosporales; Ambisporaceae. The record is from the annotation of a GenBank genome assembly.